AUGGCAUUAUCGUUCAUCACGAAUUCGACAACGGUGUCUGCUAUUAGAAGUCUUUCUUCGCCAUUCGUCAAGCAGCCAAAUUCGGCUGUUGUUGUUGCGUCAUCCACAGGCCCGACCUUUCUAAAACAUCAAACACACCGAAGAGGAACACCUCUAUCUGAUAAAUCAUCCAGUUCACUAGAAUACGAACAUUUACCACCUCUCACACAUCCAUCCAAUGCAGUUUUUCGACACUAUCAAAAGCGAGGACAACCAUCGACGUAUGGUUUUCAGUUAAACAAUGAUAUAUCUUCUCCACCAGUUUCGAACAAAAACCAGUACGUUCCGAAAACAAUGAAUACAACAACUACAAUUAAAAAGCCAGCAAAUGGCGAAACUACCUUGCCGAAUGAAGCAGGAACUCCUCGUCGCAAAAAGAAAACUUCUCGUGAAAGUCAUCGACAGCCUCGCAGACUCUGGUGGUCACCUAAACGUAAUCAUAUUGAGAUUCGUUCCGAAGAUGUUGAUCAUUAUUACAAUGCCUCAUCGAAAGUUGGAUCACUAGACAAUCUCGAUUAUCGAUCGACCGGUGGUCAAAUCUCGAUACGAGAUGAGCCCGUCAAGUGGCAAGCACAAUCGAAAAUUCGAUCUUUCGAGAACAUUGAGUAUCGACCUAGUGGUGGACAAGUUUCCAUACGUGACGAACCUGUUACUUGGCAAGCUCAGUCGAAGAUUCGGUCUUUUGACAAUAUCGAUUAUCGACCUAGCGGCGGACAAGUCUCCAUACGUGACGAACCUGUGACCUGGCAAUCACAAUCAAAAAUUCGAUCUUUAGACAAUAUUGACUAUCGGCCCAGUGGUGGACAAAUUUCGAUACGUGACGAGCCUGUGGCUUGGCAAGCACAGUCAAAAGUAGGCUCUUUAGACAAUGUUGAUUAUCGACCAAGUGGUGGACAAGUCUCCAUACGCGAUGAACCCUUACGUUGGCAUGCACAAUCUAAAGUAGACUCUUUGUCGAACGCAAACUGGACUGUAAAUCCAUCGCGUGUUGCUAUAAGAUCGGAACGAGUUCAAUGGAAUGCGGAAUCGAAAGUAGGCUCAAUGAUGAAUAUGGAUUAUAGACCAGCGGGUGGCGAUGUCGCAAUUCGUGAUGACAGAAUGGAUCUUAGCCAUGUAACGCCACGUGUGGACUGUGGAUUUAUUGAAUAA
Molecule: messenger RNA, 1188 nt
Organism: Adineta ricciae
Lineage: Eukaryota; Metazoa; Rotifera; Eurotatoria; Adinetida; Adinetidae
Source: the annotation of a GenBank genome assembly